AUGGGCCAAGUUUUCACAUCCCAUACAACCAAUGAGGUAGCUCAAUCGCAUCCAACAACUGAGUCCUACACGACCUCGGCUACCACCUAUACUGCGACCUUAACAGAAGAAUCACCGCUAUUCGUUCCUCCAAAUCCGCGCCAGCUAGACGAAGAGCAAAAGGCUGAAAAUAAUGAGAUCCCGGACGGUGGACUUGUGGCCUGGACGCAAGUGCUGACGGGUCACUUGGUUGUAUUCAACGUAUGGGGCUAUAUCACGUCUUAUGGAUUCUUCCAAGAAUACUACGUUAGCCAUCUCAAUGUCAGCCCAGCCAAUGCAUCGUGGAUCGGAGCCCUGCAGAUGUUCCUUGUCCAUUUCCUGGCUAUGUUAUCCGGUCGAACCAUGGAUGCAGGUUACCUCCGGUACUGCAUCGCGACUGGCUGCUUCUUCCAAGUUAUGGGCGCUUUGGCAACCUCCUUCGGCACAAAGUUAUGGCAUUUCUGGUUAGCGCAGGGUGUUGUCAGUGGCAUUGGCCACGGACUCCUGUUUAGCCCAAUGAUCGCGCUAUACGCGACAUACUUCAAGACCAAACGGGUGAUGGCUGUCUCACUGGCUUCAUGUGGAGCCGCGACAGGAGGAAUGGUCUUCCCUGUGAUCGCAUACAAAUGCCUGAACGUCAUUGGAUUUGCAUGGACAGUCCGAGUUAUGACGCUUAUCAUCCUGGUCAACAGUGUUAUCAUCGUCACAUUCACCCGGUCUAGGAUCAAGCCUCGCAAGCCUCCUCCCUGGGUGGAUUUUAGCGCGUUUCGCGAACGCCCUUACCUCCUUUUUUCAAUUGGCUCGUUCCUGAUUUUCGAAGGGAUUUACUUUGCGUACAUCUAUCUCCGCCAAUAUGCCCAAGCCCACGCAGGAUUUUCAGCAACCGACUCACUUCUCCUUUUGAUCCUAAUGAACGGUGUAGGUAUCCCCUCCCGGAUUGUAUCUGCAUUCGUGGCAGAUCGGUGGUUGGGUGCGGUGAGGACCUGCAUUGCCGUCUCCAUCCCUUGCGGCAUCGCCAUUCUCGGGUGGAUAGGCGUGCACACCCACACCAGCAUGUUUGUCUGGGCCACCGUGUACGGGCUGCUGGUCAAUUGUGCCCAAAGUCAAUUGCCCGCCGCCAAUGCAUACUUCGGCUCGAAAGACCCAGAAAGGUCAGGCACGCGUGUCGGGAUGAUCACUACGAUCAAUAGUAUUCCACUCCUGACUGGGCCAUACAUUGCAGGGCAGCUGAUCGCCCUGCGGGGAGGGGACUACCUGUAUGCGCAGCUCUUUGGGGGCAUUUGCAUUCUGACUGGAGCGUUGUUUGUAGUUGGGUCUCACCUGUCGGGGGCCUAG
Penicillium brevicompactum is the source of this 1353-nucleotide messenger RNA. RefSeq lists its product as uncharacterized. Gene Ontology annotation, biological process: transmembrane transport. The transcript has 3 exons. The record is from RefSeq and is a predicted model, not a curated record. Bases 1 to 1353 code for a protein of 450 amino acids. Lineage: Eukaryota; Fungi; Ascomycota; Eurotiomycetes; Eurotiales; Aspergillaceae. Gene Ontology annotation, cellular component: fungal-type vacuole membrane. Gene Ontology annotation, molecular function: transmembrane transporter activity.